GCGGUGAAGUCAGAGCGCACUCCUCAGCACACACACUCACAUCCACAGCCUACACACAGGCAGGCGGACUCAUUCUAUAUCAUCCUCCAUGGUGAAAAGGACAUGGAGAUAAACUAGGCGCACUAAUUUACCUUAUGGACUGAAAGCAGUGACUGUCGCUUUGGAUUUGUGAACGCAAACACGCAGGGGAGAACAUGUGGAGAUACACCAACUUGUUCGCCUGUCUGCUGGUUUUGUGUAAGGAUGCGUCUGCACAGAGCAAGAUCUUUGGGGAGACGGAGCCGGUCCGGAUGACGUCAGAGGGCUCAGACUGUCGCUGCAAGUGCAUCAUGCGCCCUCUGAGCAGGGAUGCCUGCCAGCGGCUGCGGAGCGGCAGUGUGCGUGUGGAGGACUACUACACCGUGGAGACAGUCAGCUCCGGAUCCGACUGUAAGUGCUCGUGCACGGCCCCCUCGUCCUCCCUCAACCCCUGUGAGAACGAGUGGAAGAUGGAGAAGCUGAAGAAACAGGCCCCCGAGUUACUGAAGCUCCAAUCCAUGGUGGACCUCCUGGAGGGAACACUUUACAGCAUGGAUCUAAUGAAGAUUCACUCCUACAUCAACAAGGUGGUGUCUCAAAUGAACACCCUAGAAGAGACAAUCAAGACAAACCUUACACGAGACAAUGAAUUUGUUCGAGACAGCAUGAUGAGCCUCACCAACCACUUUAAGAGAUACGAGAACUACUCCAACGUUAUGAUGAGCAUCAAGAAGGACAUCUCCAGCCUCAGCCUGCAGCUGCUGCAGAAGGACUCCUCAGAGACCAAAGCACAGGAUACUAAUGAAGAGAGAACCAAGGAGGCUGUAAAAAUUCCUAACAAAAAGAACCCUGCGGCCAAACUUUCAGCCAAACCACCCAAAGCAAAGGUCGUAAAACCCAAGAAAGAGGUCAUUAAACCUGGGAAGCCGGCCAAGCCUGACCCUACAGCAAAAGCCAAGGUGGUUGGCCACCAGCCCGGCGUGGUGAGGGGCAUCACAUACUACAAGGCCGCCAAGAGUGACGACGAUGAGCACAGAGGAGACCAUUCUGCAAAAACAUACACAGCCCAUCACGUCACAGAGAACCAGUCAGAGGAUGGAGGAGCUGAAAUGGUCCUGGAAACCCUGGAGGCCACUGCGGCCGGACCCACUGCCUCCACUGCUGCUCCCCCCACUACCACUGCAAGUACCACCACCACAACUACUGGCACCACCACAGCCACUGCUGUCACCACACCUGGCACUCCAGCAUCUGAAGCACCCGCUCCGACUAUUGUGCUGGUGCUGGACAACUCCAACAACAACAGCCGGCCCAAUCUCCACAGAGCAGGGAAGAUCCUAAGCUGUGAAGGGACUCUGGCAUCCAUUGACCAGCCAGAGAAGCAGCACAGUUAUGGGCGUAAUGAGGGAGCCUGGAUGAAGGACCCUCUGGCUAAAGACUCCAAGAUCUAUGUCACUAACUAUUACUAUGGCAACAACUUGGUUGAGUUCCGCAAUGUGGACAACUUCAAACAAGGCCGAUGGAGUAACCUCUUCAAACUGCCUUACAACUGGAUAGGCACAGGCCAUGUGGUUUACAAUGGAGCCUUCUACUACAACAGAGCCUUCACCAAGAACAUCAUCAAGUAUGACCUGAGGAUGCGAUAUGUGGCGGCCUGGACCCUGCUGCACGACGUGGUUUACGAGGACACCACCCCCUGGAAGUGGAGGGGUCAUUCGGACAUUGACUUUGCAGUGGACGAGAGCGGCCUGUGGGUGAUCUACCCCUCUGUUGACUAUGACUACAACCAACAAGAGGUGAUAGUCAUCAGUAAACUGGAUCCAGGAGACCUGUCACUGAAAAAGGAAACAACCUGGAGGACAGGUCUCAAGCGGAACUCCUACGGAAACUGUUUCAUUAUCUGUGGUGUCUUGUACGCCGUCAACGUGUACAACCAAAAGGAAGGAGAGGUGAACUAUGCUUAUGACACCCACACAAACACUGAGGCCAUCCCACGCCUGCACUUCACCAAUGAGUACUCCUACACCACCCAGAUUGACUACAACCCCAAGGAGAAGGUUUUGUAUGCUUGGGACAAUGGCCAUCAGCUGACAUAUCGGGUCAACUUUGUUGACCCGUGAGCUACUCUGUGCUACAGAUCACUGCAGACUGCCAGUAUUGCACCUACUAAGAAAGAUGCUCAGUAUUUAACAGCCUUGAAGCGGCCCCAUUGGACUCAGGACUAAGGAUGCACGCUAUUCAAACACCUGACCUCAAAGUGUACCAAACAUACAUGCCUUAUAUGUGUAUUGGGAUGUGGACAUUCAUUAUGUCAAUAGAAUGGACAAUGAUCAGUGAAAAUAAUCUCACAGGUUGAGUUAAAGCUCAUAGGGAAGAUCUUUGACUAUCAUAGAUCUUUUUGUGUAUGUUCAUUUAUGAAAUGUCAGCAGGCUGGCUUACUAGCACACUUACUAACAGAUAGCUAUACACAGUUACAGUAUUUUGUUUUCAAUGUCUUACAGCAGAGUUACAACACAAACCCUAUAGAGUGUAGGAAUGAGCAUAGUGACCAAAUUGGGCAUAAAAUGCUCUGAUCUUUCAGGAAGCAUCCAAGUAGCAACAAGACCUUCCAAGGAUAAUUAAUCUCCCCUGAAAUAAAAACAUAAAUGGACUUUAUAUCUUAGUUAAGUCAAUGGUAGGAAACCUUAACAUCUACAGCAGGGCUGGUAUUCAGUUGCAACCAUCUUGGCAGUGCUCACCUCAAAUGUGGAGAAAGUUAUAUUCCUUAGAAUCUGUAUUUCACCCCUUUUUAUUUAUCGGUCUGAAAGUGGCUAAGGGCUAUUCUCGUGACCAUAAUUGUAACCAUGGUAGUCAGAGGAACCGUCAAUAAGAUAGACAGCUAAUACUGUACCUUGCAAGCUACACAGUUCUGCGAGUUGUCACUAUGCCACCAAGCCUCGGGCAAUGCUGAUUCCAUGAAGACCUGUGCAUGAAUACGAUUGGACGUUCCUAGUCAGCUGGAAGCCAAUGAGGAAUAGUGCGGUGAUGGUGCAGCAGUAAUGAAAAAAGCUAAUGUGGAUCAUGUAAUGAAAGUGUGCUUUCGGUGCCCUACGUGACAUCAGAUACCCCGUUGUCUUCUACCUUUCAAAUGGGCUUAAAAUAUUUCUACACAUAAAGUGUUAUUUUUCUCAAUUCCCAACAUUUAACUCAACCAAUGAGAUUAUUUCUGCCUUUAUAGUAGUUUUUCUUCUGAGAAUUGUUUGUAAAACUAUUGUUCCAUUUGCCAUCUACUCCAUCCUAUCAAGAAGCACUUUUAUCAUGAACCACUUCUGAUUAUUAUUCCGGCCUCAUGAUGCUGCCUGUGUCUUUAACAUUGAAGUUGCUUUUAGGGUUGUUUUGACACAUGUUUCUAAGCUUAAGACUGCUUUUUUUCUAAUUUCCAUUCAUCUUGUUGAAUUGAUAUGGUCUUUCAGCAGCUUUCAUCAUUGUUAAUAGUUCUGCAUAACCAUUACAUUUGUUGUUAGUAUUGAUUGUGUUACAAUUUGAUCUCAAUGCACAGUACCAUUAGCGGCCCUAUCUUCAAUAAUAGUCACCACAAACCUUACAUGUUUUCAUUUUUGACUUGAGUUUACUCUGACAGUACACAUAGUGUGGCUUUAUUUAGCUUGUUCUUGAAUUAUAAGGAGUGUUUUGUUAAGUUUAUCCAUAAAAAGGCAUGCUUAUUUCAAACAAAUAACUUGUAUAUUUGCAAAGUCUUUAUACUGUACAUCAAUAAUAAUGUAAUGAAAUGUAACAAUAUUUGAAACCAGC
Messenger RNA from Gymnodraco acuticeps, 3807 nucleotides. RefSeq names its product olfactomedin-like 2A (gene olfml2a). Gene Ontology annotation, biological process: signal transduction. NCBI's taxonomy places the organism in Eukaryota, Metazoa, Chordata, Actinopteri, Perciformes, Bathydraconidae. Bases 195 to 2138 code for a protein of 647 amino acids. The record is from RefSeq and is a predicted model, not a curated record. The transcript has 8 exons.